AUGAAUUUUAAAUCCGACGUGAGUUCAGCUUCAGACGUCGACAUCGAAUGCAUGAGUGAUGAAAGAGAAGAUUCAGACGAAUACGAAGUUGAUUCUGAAUACGAAUCAAAUGAAGAAGUAGAAAGAGAACUUGCACCAGAGUUUAACUGGAAUGGACAAUAUUUAAAUGAGCAAUCUUCAAGUGAAAGUAAUUCUGACGAAGAAGUUGAAAAAGUUGAAAAAGUUGUGAUUCCUAAAAAAAAGAACAGUCAAAAACGGUCUCAUUGCCAACUUGACUCAUAUAAUGAAGAAGCUUCAACAUCAAGACAUAAUAACGUAUAUGAAGAUGAAGAUGAAGACGAAGAUGAUGAUAACGAUAAUGAUGAUGAAUCCAUGAUUGAAGCAAGGAACAAAAAAAGAGUAUCACAUGAUAGUGAGAGCUACGAUGAUGAUUUAGACUCAAAUAUGAUCUCGAGUAAAGGCUAUCUGGUUGCUCAAGACGGUGAUGAUGAAGAAUCCGAUAGUGCAGAGGAAAAUUCAAAUGGUUUUAAUAUGAAAAGUCUGCGUUUUUGUAGACCAGAUGGUACACCUUGGGCAAACGAUGAAGAAAGAGAAAGUUUCUUUGAUUAUGUCGUCAGAAAAGCUGAAGAGGAUGAAGGCAACGAAGAUGAAACAGAUGAUGAAAGUGAGGACAGUAAUGCAAGUGACGAUGACGAUGUCUCCGAAGGAACGAAAGACGUUUUAAAAUUUUUUGAAUUGCAUGAUCCUGAUGAAAAUGAUCCUGCAGAAAUGGAAAGGCUCAAAAAGCUCGGUGACGUUGAAAAUGAGAAUUUAAGUGAAGAAGCGAAGGAAGAUGCCAGAAAAACGAGAAUUUUGGUGCAGUCUGUUUUUUCUGUUGCCACCAUACUCCAGAAAUUUCCGUUGGAAAAAGCAUUAAAAUUGGAAAAGAAAGCAAAAAACGUAAAAAGAAAGUGUGCGAGAUUGAGGGCAGCUCUCAUAGCAAACGGUUUUCCAGAAGAUAAACUUCCUCCGACUAUUACGAAAAAAAAUAAAAAACGCUCUUAAUUUUUGUUCGCAAUGUAAUACUUGUACCUAUGUAAAUAUUUUUUGUACAUUUUAUGUUUUUGUAUUCAUAUAUGCAAGAAAAUCUUGUACAAUUAUUUGUAAUAAAAUUUAUA
This is a messenger RNA of Trichogramma pretiosum, 1157 nucleotides long. RefSeq names its product nuclear polyadenylated RNA-binding protein 3-like. The transcript has 5 exons. Bases 1 to 1044 code for a protein of 347 amino acids. The record is from RefSeq and is a predicted model, not a curated record. Lineage: Eukaryota; Metazoa; Arthropoda; Insecta; Hymenoptera; Trichogrammatidae.